AUGGAGGAGAUGGAAAAGACCUAUCCUCAAUAUGAUGAUAUGGGAUACAACGAUCUAACAACGGUUCUUAGUAACCUGGAAAGGAAGGUGACGGGGAAAUCAUUGUACGGUAAAGAUCCGACAAAGUUAGUCGAUCUUAUUGACGAAACGGAAUAUGUGAAGAAAAUGUUAACUGAACAACUGGUAGCGGAAACAACCUUUACCGAGGGGGGAGAUGGUACGGUAAAUAUCUCGGGUCCAUCAGGAAAUAUAAGCGCCCCAGAACUGGAAUUUGUGGAGGAUCCGGAAGGACUUCUUCCGGAUGUUCUGGAUUUAUUUAACGAUACAUUUGAAAUCGAAUGGUAUGAUAUAGAGGACCGCUUGAGAAAACUAAAAAAGUUCUCAAGGGACCGGAUCACAGCAGGUAAGAAAAGAGACUUUGAAAACCAGGUAGAGCGUGUUCAAGCGGUCGCAAGAGUUGUUAAAGCAAAGGAGAAACUAGUACUAGACCCCAGGAACACUUACCUCAGGGAACUCAUAAGAAGGUCAUCCGUAAAAACACUCAAGGAUGGUACAGAGGUGUUAAUGUUCAGAAGUGAACAGGGUAUUAACAAAAGUGGCACUCAGAUAAUGAAACGUGGUAAGUUACAUACACCUGUGUACUCGAAAAAUUCUCCUGCACUGAGAGAGUAUAAGAAACUAGUGAGUGAAAUUAGAAAAAAUCCGGGACCGUUAGUAAUCAGAAGUGAUAGCAAUACUUCGGUGUACGAAGAUGCCACAGAAGAGAUGCCGAAAAAUACUGAUGGUACACCAAAGUCGACAUUAGCAGAAACAUUCGAGGAGAACUUUAGAAGAACGCAUCAGAUAGAGAAACCAGAGGAACCGGAAGUAAAGGAUAUAGAAGGUCUAACACCGGAGGAAAACAGGGAAAUGAGAGGUGUCCUUACUUCACGUAGUCUGGAAGGUAGAACUGGACCGAAUGGUGCACUACAGAUACAGGCAGACUUCCUCAGGGAAACAAUUCGUAGAACUAAGGCGGAAGCAGCCAAAGCCAUGUCACUUGAUGAGUACAUGGAGCUCAAGAAGAGGAUAGAAGGUCUUCAGGAAGCUAGGGAGAGAACACUGGAAAGGAAGGAAGACGAGGAAAUUGAGGUGCUACAGUCAGAGGACAUCUCGAGACUCAAAAGGUUUGCGGACUGGGUGGGGAAGGAAAAGGUGGGACUAGCAGGAGUAGCAAUAUCAACAGCAGGUCUUAUUACAGCCUUACUUAUUCAUGCUAGAGGGGUGGUUGUGCGAGGAGCAAGGGCAACAGGUAAGGUAGCAAAGACACUAGCCAACUUAGCGAAAAACGUUGCUCCAAUCCUUGUUCCAGUUUUGAAUGCUAUUGCAACGGCACUGUCGUGGGGUGCUAAAGGCCUUACCUGGCUAGCAUCAAACUUAUGGGUACUAGUUCUAGCUGUGGUAAUAAUGGUGUACGAAUAUUACAAGCCUUAUAAUAGCCAUGGAGGAAGACAAAAGCGGAUACGAUGA
Messenger RNA from Paramuricea clavata, 1509 nucleotides. The record is from the annotation of a GenBank genome assembly. Lineage: Eukaryota; Metazoa; Cnidaria; Anthozoa; Malacalcyonacea; Plexauridae.